AUUUGUAUUGUGUGUGUUAGCGCCACUGUCCCACUUACCAGUUUCUUUCUAUGAUAUAAUAAUAGUAAAGACGAUCUCUUUUAUUUUUUUCUAGUCUCCAAAGCUGGAUGUGAGAUAUUAAUAUUGAUACUAGAGACAGUGUAUUAAGUUUCAGUGGAAAAAAUUAAACCAAGAAUUUGACCGAAAAUGGGAGCUGAUUUCAUAGUACUGCGGAAUCUGUUUCUCUUCUCUACCACUUUAUUUUGCAUAUUUGCAAGUUUUGGAUUGGCAGCCUCAGCUAAACUUCACAUCCAAGAAGUGAAGGUUCUGAACGAAAUAGGAAGAAAGCUAGGGGAGAAAGAUUGGAAUUUUGGGAAAGAUCCGUGUAGUGAAGAAGGAAGCUCGAAACCAAUAACUGGUGGGAAAGGGAGCUCAGUGAUCUGUGACUGCACUUUCAAUAACAAUUCCACUUGCCACAUCGUAAGCAUUGCUUUGAAGGGAAUGAAUCUAUCAGCUCCUGUUCCAGCAGAGUUCUCCAAGUUUUCUCAUCUUAAAUCAUUGGAUUUGAGUCGAAACUACUUGAAUGGAUCUGUUCCUCGAGCAUGGUCUUCUAUGCGCUUGACUGACCUUUCUUUUAUGGGGAACAGAUUGUCUGGUCCAUUUCCAAAAGUUCUAACCAAUAUUACCACCCUCUUGAACCUGAGCAUUGAGGGGAACCUAUUUUCUGGAUCUAUUCCUCGAGAAAUUGGAAAUUUGGUCAAUCUGCAGAAACUUGUUGUAUCUUCAAAUGGUUUCACUGGAGUAUUGCCAGUGGAAUUGGCCAAGUUGAUCAACCUAACUGAUGUGAGGUUUUGUGACAAUAAUUUCUCAGGCCGAAUACCUGAUUUUAUUGGAAAGUGGACGAAGAUUGAAAAACUGCAUAUACAGGGUUCCUCCCUUGAGGGGCCUAUUCCUCCUAGCAUAUCUGCCUUGGCAAGACUGACGGAUCUGAGGAUAAGUGACUUAAAACACAAAGGGUCACCUUUUCCACCAUUGAUUAAAAUGGAGUCUAUGAGAACACUGACACUGAGGAAGUGCUUACUUCAUGGUAAUCUCCCUGACUAUAUUGGACAAAUGACAAAAUUGAAGAGCCUCGACCUCACCUAUAAUGAGUUGACUGGGGAAAUUCCUGCCUCUUUUGGGCAGCUGUCAAAAGCAGAUUCCAUAUUUUUGACAGGGAACAAGCUUACUGGAAAAUUACCAGGCUGGGUGCUUGGAAGAAAUGACAAUGUGGAUAUCUCUUACAAUAAUUUGACUUGGGAUAACUCAAGUCCUACAGAAUGUCCCCGAGGAAGUGUAAACCUUGUAGAAAGCUACUCCUCUUCAGCUGAUAAACUAAAAAUCCAUCCAUGCCUAAAACAAAAUUUUCCAUGUUCUUCGGGAAAUCAUGAUCGAUAUUCUUUGCACAUUAAUUGUGGCGGAAAGGAGGUAAACAUCAAUGGGCAGCUUUUUGAGGCUGAUAGAGAACAAAGAGGUGCUGCAAUGUAUUAUUCGGGCCAGGACUGGGCAUUGAGCAGCACAGGGUACUUCGUGGACAAUGACAUGGAUGAUGAUAUCUAUACUCUGACCAAUACUUCUGCUCUUAACGUCUCAAGGCCCAUUUCCGAGUUAUAUACAACAGCACGUGUCUCUCCUCUCUCUGUCACCUACUAUGGGCUCUGUCUCAUGAAUGGAAACUACACUGUAAGGCUUCACUUUGCUGAGAUCAUAUUCACUAAUGACAGGUCAUUGUUGAGUCUUGGAAAGCGCAUUUUUGAUGUCUAUAUCCAGGAAAAGUUGGUCCUGAAAGAUUUCAAUAUAAAAGAGGCAGCUGGUGAUGUUGGUAAACCCAUUGUGAAGAAUUUUACAGUAUCUGUCACAAGUAAUACACUAAAGAUUCACUUUUACUGGGCUGGGAAAGGGACAACAGGAAUCCCAGAGAGAGGGUUCUAUGGUCCUCUGAUUUCAGCCAUUUCAGUAGAUCCUAACUUCAAACCACCUUCACCUUCAGCUAUAGGUAAAAAGAUUAAUGUCCUGUCAAUUGGGGGGAUAUUGGUUACUUCCCUAUUUCUUGGCCUGCUAAUCUUAGUCAUUCUGAGGAGGAAGGGCUGCCUGGGAGGAAAAGCUUCCACAGACAAAGAAUUCAGAGAUAUGGAUAUGCAAACUGGGAUAUUCACUUUGAGACAGAUAAAGACUGCAACAACAAACUUUGAUGCUGCAAACAAACUUGGGGAGGGAGGUUUUGGUGCAGUGUACAAGGGUCAAUUAUCAGAUGGCACCAUAAUUGCAGUAAAGCAGCUCUCAUCAAAAUCAAAGCAAGGAAAUCGUGAAUUUGUGAAUGAGAUAGGGAUGAUUUCCGCCCUGCAACAUCCAAAUCUUGUAAAGCUACACGGCUGUUGUGUUGAAGGGAACCAGUUGAUUCUGAUUUAUGAGUACAUGGAAAACAAUUGUCUAUCCCGAGCACUUUUUGGGAAGAACCCAUCUCAUAGACUGAGAUUAGACUGGCCUACCAGGAAGAAAAUUUGCAUGGGUAUUGCUAGAGGUUUGGUCUAUCUCCAUGAAGAGUCCGCGAUAAAAAUUGUGCAUAGGGACAUCAAGACAAGCAAUGUGUUACUCGACAAGGACUUCAAUGCUAAAAUUUCUGAUUUUGGCUUGGCAAAGCUCAAUGAAGGAGACAACACCCACAUCAGCACUCGGAUUGCCGGGACUAUUGGUUAUAUGGCUCCGGAGUAUGCAAUGCGUGGCUACUUGACUGACAAAGCUGAUGUUUAUAGUUUUGGAGUUGUGGCAUUGGAGAUAGUCAGUGGAAAGAGCAACUCGAAUUACCGGCCAGACGACUUCGUUUACCUUCUUGACUGGGCUUAUGUUUUGCAAGAGAGAGGGAAUCUAUUGGAGUUGGUUGAUCCAUCUUUGGGAUCAGAAUUCUCUUCAGAGGAGGCAAUUUUAAUGCUUAAUGUUGCUCUCUUGUGCACCAAUGCUUCCCCAACACUUCGGCCAACAAUGUCGCAAGUAGUAAGCAUUCUCGAAGGCCGAACUGCGGUGCAAGAACUACUGUCUGAUCCUGGGUUUUCUUCCACUAAUUCCAAGCACAGAAGCUCUAGGAAUCACUUCUGGCAGAACCCAAGUCCUACCCUAAGCAUGUCAACUUAUGGCCCUUGUAGUGAUAGUUCUAGCUCUAUAUACAUUGAAACUGAAGACAACAGUCAGCUAUUAAGAAAUGAAACUGAAGAAAACAGCCAGCUAAUAAGUGUUGGUUCUCAAAAUUAAAGUUGUACAUAUGUAGUAGGUGAAAGCAAUGCAACUUGAAUGCAGGUUGCUUAGUUUAAUUUAGAAAAUAUAUUAAUAUAUAUUUUAAUUAUUAUAUAAAUUUAAAUAAAUAAAUAAUGUCAUAUAUUAUAAAAGAAUAAAAGAAUGACAAAAUGAAUUUUAAACCAAAAA
Humulus lupulus (European hop) is the source of this 3435-nucleotide messenger RNA. RefSeq names its product probable LRR receptor-like serine/threonine-protein kinase At1g07650. The record is from RefSeq and is a predicted model, not a curated record. Gene Ontology annotation, molecular function: ATP binding; protein kinase activity; protein binding. Bases 187 to 3264 code for a protein of 1025 amino acids. The transcript has 24 exons. Lineage: Eukaryota; Viridiplantae; Streptophyta; Magnoliopsida; Rosales; Cannabaceae. Gene Ontology annotation, biological process: protein phosphorylation.